AUGGCUCGCACUCUGGCCACGAAUGAGUUGCCACCGGUCUCUGCAACUCAGGAGAUAAUUGAGAAGUCGAAAGAUUCUAUUGAGAAGUCGCCUCAUCCAGCAUAUCUACACCAUCUUGCAACCCAAAUCCAGCACAAUCUGCAAUACCAACAUUCUUGGUCGGCUCUUACAGUCCAUACUCAUUCGCCGUUGACCUCGGUCGCCCUUCCAAGACCUAUGAUAUCUGGACUCCCACCGAAGAGGGCCUAUAUCCAUCCGGAUGAACAAGUUGCUGUCAUCAAAGAAGAGCAUGAUACUGGCAAGAAAAUCGAGCAGAUUCCUGAAAGAGAGUGGGUGUUACCUACUCACAUCAAAGAAACAUUUACGCUCUCCAGUUUUGCAAAGGUAUUUAAUGCCAUUGGGGUCGUACCACCGGGAGAGAGUAGUCAGGAUGAGUACGAUGAAGAUGAUGAGAAACCCGUCGGGCACCAGUGGCAAGGUGAGAAUCGACAGAAGAGGUUACUGCUCGCAACUCUGGACGAGGACAGCACAGUCACAUACUAUAUUAUGCAUGAUGGUAUUGUUAAACCGAGACAGAACUGA
Glarea lozoyensis ATCC 20868 is the source of this 582-nucleotide messenger RNA. RefSeq lists its product as uncharacterized. Gene Ontology annotation, biological process: tRNA splicing, via endonucleolytic cleavage and ligation; tRNA-type intron splice site recognition and cleavage. The transcript has a single exon. The record is from RefSeq and is a predicted model, not a curated record. The coding region runs from base 1 to 582 and encodes 193 amino acids. NCBI's taxonomy places the organism in Eukaryota, Fungi, Ascomycota, Leotiomycetes, Helotiales, Helotiaceae. Gene Ontology annotation, molecular function: nucleic acid binding. Gene Ontology annotation, cellular component: tRNA-intron endonuclease complex.